Molecule: messenger RNA, 726 nt
Organism: Prorocentrum cordatum
Lineage: Eukaryota; Dinophyceae; Prorocentrales; Prorocentraceae
Source: the annotation of a GenBank genome assembly
AGAUGUAGUGCUCCGGCCGUCGUGGUCUGACCUGGGCGAGUCGAGAUGCCGACCGCUCGGGAGAUCAUGAUGAGCCGGGCCAAGGCCCCAGCGAAGAUCCACUCCAUGGAGCGGCCCGGCGGCCCUGCCGGGAGCCCCGGAGUGGAGCUGCUGGGCGCCCCCGCCGGCCUACAGGCCGGCGGCAGCCGCCCCGGCAGCGGCCCCGCCUCCGUGCAGAGGCCGCCGAAGGCCCCGGCGCCGCGGCCGUCCGUCGGCUCCGGCAGGGCCAGCGCCAGCCCCGCCGGCAGCGCGAGCGCGCGCCGGCCAAGCGAGGGGCGGAGGCCUGGGGCCGAGCCGCCAGGCGGGGCCCGCCGCGCUCCUAGCGAGCCGCCGCGCCGCGGCGGCGCUCCGGACCGUGCCACGCCCACGCCGCCGAGGGCGAAGGCGCGCGCGGCCUCCGUGCCCCGGCGGGUGCAGGUGGGGGACGCCCCGCCCCCCGUGGCGCGCAAGGACGUCGGCAAGGUGCCCGAGUACCUGAAGAGGCGAAACGAGGAGAUGGCGGAGGACAAGCGGAGGGCCGAGAGGCCCGUGUCGCCCCAGCCGCCCCCCGGCUUCCGGAAGGUCCAGGACGACGAGAAGCAGGCGACGCUCGCCACGCUGAGGCAGCGCAAGGCCGAGGUCGAGAGGGCGCAGCAGAACCUGCCCUUCAAGAUCGAGACCCUGGGGCAGAAGCAGCGCGAGAAGGAC